Messenger RNA from Schistosoma turkestanicum, 3177 nucleotides. NCBI's taxonomy places the organism in Eukaryota, Metazoa, Platyhelminthes, Trematoda, Strigeidida, Schistosomatidae. The record is from the annotation of a GenBank genome assembly.
AUGGAGCAGGAUGCCUACUCAAAGUCUAGUGCAAUUGCAGAGGAGGUUUUGAGCGCUAUCAGGACAGUAAUUUCUUUUUCUGGAGAGAGGAAAGAAGCAUUUCGUUACAGCAGUAAUCUGGAUAAGGCUGCAGCUUGUGGUGUAAAACAAGCAGGUUGGCUUGGAUUCGCUGGCGGCUUUGUUGGAAUGUCAAUAUAUACUUCUACAGCAUUAGUAUUUUGGUAUGGAGUGACAUUAGUUCGACAAGGUGAAUACGAUCCAGGAUCUGUGAUACUAGUUUUUCUUAAUGUUAUAAUUGGAAGUUUGUUUUUGGGAAGUGCCUUGCCAAAUUUUCGAUACUUUCAUGUGGCCAAAGUAUCAGCGCAAGAUAUAUUUGAUAUUAUUAAACGUAAACCUUUAGUGGAUAAGACAACGUCGAACGAAAAACUGGAUGAUUUUAGUGGUAAAAUAACAUUUAACAAAGUUUCAUUUGCAUAUCCAUCACGUCGCGAGAAAGUGAUACUGAACGAAUUUAGUUUAACUAUACAGUCAAACGAAACAACUGCUUUCGUUGGUCCCAGUGGAUGUGGAAAGACUACAAUUACACAGCUGAUCGAACGAUUUUACGAUCCGGAUAAUGGUCAGAUACUUUUCGAUGAUACAGAUUUGCGUUCAUUGAAUUUGAAUUGGAUUCGUUCCAACAUAGGUAUUGUUCAACAAGAUCCAGUUUUAUUCACAGGAACAAUAUCAGAAAAUAUUCGAAUGGGUUAUUUAAAAGAUAAUUUAUCUAAUAAUGAUAAUGAUGAUGACAAUAUUAUAGAAGCAGCGAAAUUAGCUAAUGCUCAUGAAUUUAUUACAAAAUUGCCAGAGGGCUACAAUACAAUGAUAUCUCGUACAAACGCUCAAUUGUCUGUUGGUCAAAAACAGCGUAUAUCUAUUGCUCGUGCCCUCAUUCGCAAACCAAAAAUCCUUAUUUUCGAUGAAGCCACCUCAGCGUUAGACAAUCAUUCAGAAAGAAUGAUUCAAUGUGCCUUAGAAAAUAUAAAGAUUAAUCGAACUGUGAUUAUAAUUGCUCAUCGAUUGUCGACUGUUCAAAAUGCAAAUAAGAUUGUUGUUUUAGAUAAUGGUUGUAUUAAGGAGAUUGGUACUCAUGCAGAAUUAUCCUCUACUUCGGGAUUUUAUUCAGCAAUGUUAAAACUUGAGACACCUGAAAAAGUUUCUUCUUCAGUCAAUGACAAUACGACAGAUUUGCAAACCGAUAGCAUAAAUUUGUCAAACGAUAAUCAGCUACUUCUUGAAGGUCACACAAAUAAUGUAAAAAGUGUUGAUAGUUGGAUUAAUAAGAAUACCAAUGAAUAUCAAGUUAACAAGGGUGAAGUUAUGCUGAAUGUGUCUAGUUCAACUGUUGUUCAUAGACAAGAUGGUAUAAUUUCAUCUAUGCUUCGUUUAUUGGAAUUAUCUAGACCAGAAUGGAAAAGCAUAACAUUAGGUUGUUUAGCUGCAUCUAUAACUGGUGGAUUACAACCUAUAUUUGCUAUAUUAUAUUCAGAGAUUUAUGCUAUUUUUAGUUUGGUUCAAGCACCUAAUGAAAUGCAAAUGAGAGCUAAUUUAGUCACAGGUAUAAUAGCUCUAAUGGGUUUGAUUCGUUUGGCCAGUUCUACGUUUCAGGGUUAUUUUCUCGGUGUUGCUGGUCAAAAACUCACUAAACGUUUGCGCCAAAAUUUAUUUACAUCUAUGUUGAAACAGGAAAUGGCUUGGCAUGAUAAACCGGAAAAUAGUCCUGGUAUUCUAUCAUUUAUAUUAACAUCAGAUGCAAAUAAAGUGAAUACAUUUUGCGGCACUUCGUUAGGUCGUUUAGUUGAAUCAUUUAUACUGGCAACAUUUUCAUUGACAAUUGGCUUUGUCUACAACUGGAAAUUGACUUUAGUGAUAUUGGUUUUCUUCCCGGUGACUAUAUUAUCAAGUUAUCUACAGCUUCGACAAAUCCAUACCAAUUCUGAUAUUAACUAUGAAACCAUGACCGCCCGCGUUAUCUAUGAAGCGCUUAGCUCAGCAAGAACUGUAUAUGCUUAUAGUUUAGAAAAUUAUUUUUAUAAACAUUAUUGUACUGCACUGAAUUUGGAAAUGGCUACUGGCAAUCGUACUUUUACAAUGUAUGCAUUUGUCUAUGCUUUAGCUCAAUCAUUGCCAAUAUGUUCGUAUGCUGUUGCAUUUUCUUAUGGUGCCUAUUUAAUCAGUUUAGAAGAAAUUAGUUUAAAUGAUGUAUUCAAGGUUUUCGCUGCUAUCAGUUUUGCAGCACAAGCACUUGGUAGAACGUCGCAUGUAGGACCCGAAAUGAAGAACGCUUCAUUGUCGGCUAGCCGAAUUUUCAAAAUUCUCAAUAGGGAUUCUAAAAUUCCUAUAGAUAAAGGGUUAUGCCCUGACCGACCAAUAAGCAAUAUUCCAAUCGAAUUCAGACAAGUAUCAUACAGAUAUUCAUCUAGGCCGUCGUCUUGGGUUUUAAAGGACUUUUCAUGGACAUUCCAACCUGGCCAGAAUACUGCUAUUGUGGGACUUUCUGGAUCUGGUAAAACUAGUAUUUUACACUUAAUUCAUCGGCUUUACGAAGCUGACAGUAGUAACACGGACAGCGGAAUAUUUCUCAACGAUAUUAACAUCAGAAUGAUUUCACCUAAGUGGAUUCGAGAGCAGAUUUGUGUCGUAGAUCAAGAACCAAAACUUUUUAAUCUUACACUUAUGGAAAACAUUGCUUACGGGGACAAUGCACAUCCUGUAACGAUGGACGAGAUAACUGAUGCCGCGCGGCGCGUAAACAUUCACGAAUUUAUCAUGAGCCUACCACAAGGAUACAACACGCUAGCUGGUCCUGGAGGUACUCAUAUUUCUACCGGUCAAAGGCAAAGGAUUGCAAUAGCGCGUGCUCUCGUGCGUAAACCAAAACUACUACUUCUGGAUGAAAUUACUUCUGCAGUGGAUCCAGAGAACGAACGAUAUAUUCAAAACUUAUUGACAGGACUACCACAGGACUGUACAUAUCUAUUAGUUACCCAUAGACUACUUUCAACAUCAAAAGUCGACCAGAUUUUGUUCAUAUCAAGAGGUAGAAUUGUCGAAUCUGGUUCAUUCGAUCAACUAAAAGAAGCUAAAGGAGUAUUCUAUGCAUUACUUUAUCCUGAAGAAAUCAAACAGAGGACUUGA